Molecule: messenger RNA, 1470 nt
Organism: Raphanus sativus (radish)
Lineage: Eukaryota; Viridiplantae; Streptophyta; Magnoliopsida; Brassicales; Brassicaceae
Exons: 2
Coding region: 1-1470 (489 amino acids)
Molecular function (GO): catalytic activity
Source: RefSeq, a predicted model, not a curated record
AUGAUCGAUGUGGAAGCAGAGGUACUUGGGAAACGUGUUUUUAUGACAUUUGUAUACGGAGAGCCAGUACAAAAACUAAGAGACCAAGUAUGGGAACGUCUAUCGAGAUAUGGAUCAGCUCGAUCGGAACCGUGGUUUAUAAUUGGAGAUUUAAAUGAGAUAACGGGUAAUCAUGAGAAAGAAGGAGGCAAUAUAAGAAGUCUAGAAUCAUUUGUUCCUUUCAACGAUAUGAUUCGGAACACAGGAUUGUUAGAAUUACCAGCACGGGGAAACAAAAUGUCAUGGCAAGGAAGAAGGAAUAAAGUUAUGGUGAAAUGUUGCCUCGAUCGUGCACUAGCAAAUGAAGACUGGCACACACUAUUCCCAUGCUCCUAUACAGAGUAUUUAGGAUUGGUGGGGUCUGACCACAGACCUAUCGUGGCUUUUCUGGAGGAUAAGAUUCAGAAACGUAAAGGACAAUUUCGGUUUGACAAACGGUGGAUUGGUCAGGAUGGGUUGAUGGACUCCAUUGAAAGGGGAUGGGAGGCUACAUCAAGGAAUACUACCGGCAUGAGAUUUCAACAUGGAGAAAAAAAUAAUCCGCCUUAUGGAAAGGAAAAGAUUGGUGAGCUCCAGAAGGCUCUAGAAGAGGUACAAACGGAUUCUACGAGAACUCAGGAAGAUAUAAUGGAUAUUACCAGGAAGUUACAAGAGGCAUACAAGGAUGAAGAAGAUUACUGGCAACAAAAGAGCCGGAAUAUGUGGAACACGGCAGGGGAUCUGAACACAAAAUUUUACCAUGGAUUAACUAAACAACGGCGCACCAGAAAUAGAAUUGUUGGUCUCUACGAUGAAAAUGGCAAUUGGGUAGUUAAGGAUCAAGGCCUGGAAAAAGUUGCAGUCGAUUGCUUCGAUGAUUUGUUCCAAACAACUUCACCAACGGAGUUUGGAGGUUUUUUGGAGGAGAUAGUACCAACCAUCACUCCUCAAAUGAAUCAGCGGUUAAUUAAACCAGCAACGGAGGAAGAGGUGCGACAAGCUUUAUUUAUGAUGCACCCAGAGAAAGCUCCGGGAUCGGAUAGGAUGACGGCCCUGUUUUUUCAACACUCGUGGCACAUAAUUAAAAAGGAAUUAUUGGAACUAGUAAAUGAUUUCAUCACUUCUGCUGAGCUGGACACAAGGUUAAAUAUGACAAAUAUUUGUCUCAUCCCAAAGACGGAGAGGCCAACAAGGAUGAAAGAACUAAGGCCCAUCAGCCUGUGUAACGUAGGAUACAAGAUUAUUUCGAAGGUCUUAUGUCAGAGGUUAAAAGCGUGUCUCCCAUCUCUUAUCUCGGAAACUCAGUCCGCUUUUGUGGCCGGAAGACUGAUUUCUGACAAUAUACUUAUUGCCCAGGAAAUGUUCCAUGGUUUGAGAACAAACAAGGCUUGCCAAAACAAGUUCAUGGCUAUUAAAACAGACAUGAGCAAAGCUUAUGAUAGAGUGGAAUGA